AUGGUACGUGUGGGGCUGCCUCUGGCCUUGGGGUGGGAGUCAGGGAAGCCCCUAGGAGGCCAGGCCAGGACCAUCUGCGAGGCUGGGCGGCCACACUGCACCUACCUGGUCUUCCAUGUUAGGGUUUGGGCAAGGAUGGGGCCGCAGGAGAGCUUUGCUGAUGACCCUGAGGGCCAGGAAACCCAGAGGGCCUCAUGCCUGGAGAAGUGGAGAUGUGACAUCAGGAGCAGGCAUGGACCAACAGCACCAGAGUGGCAGAAAUGA
Messenger RNA from Rangifer tarandus platyrhynchus (Svalbard reindeer), 264 nucleotides. Lineage: Eukaryota; Metazoa; Chordata; Mammalia; Artiodactyla; Cervidae. The record is from the annotation of a GenBank genome assembly.